Neogale vison (American mink) is the source of this 1330-nucleotide messenger RNA. RefSeq names its product ADP ribosylation factor like GTPase 4A (gene ARL4A). Gene Ontology annotation, molecular function: GTPase activity; GTP binding. The record is from RefSeq and is a predicted model, not a curated record. The coding region runs from base 402 to 1004 and encodes 200 amino acids. Gene Ontology annotation, biological process: intracellular protein transport; vesicle-mediated transport. The transcript has 3 exons. Gene Ontology annotation, cellular component: cytoplasm. NCBI's taxonomy places the organism in Eukaryota, Metazoa, Chordata, Mammalia, Carnivora, Mustelidae.
GCGCCGGGAGCUGUCGGCAGAGCACCGUUAGGCUUCCUGGCGCGCGGCGUCCCCCCGGCGUCUCCAGAAGCCGCGUCUCGUCUCCGGCCACCAACCUGGCCUCACGGGUGCCUUCCGGCAGGUACCACCGUGCUCCCCAGCGGCUGUGAGCAACAAGGGGUCCGGACGACGGAGGACUGUGAGUCAGUCCAGCAAUUGCCAGAGCUGCGCGGAGAGCUAAGCGGAGCGGAGGUGGGGUGCUUCUCCCCCAGGACCCCGCGUAAAAAAAGGCCCACCAAAUGCUUUCUCAUUUGGACCCAGACUCCACUUCCGGAGCACUCUGGUAGCUGGAUCCCCUAGGAAGAGACUAAAGCAGUGAGAAGAAAGCAUUUCAAUUUGGAUCACUUAACUUGCACCUGGAAAUGGGGAAUGGACUGUCAGACCAGACUUCUAUCCUAUCCAGCCUGCCUUCAUUUCAGUCCUUUCACAUUGUUAUUCUGGGUUUGGACUGUGCUGGAAAGACGACUGUAUUGUAUAGGCUGCAGUUCAAUGAAUUUGUAAAUACUGUACCUACCAAAGGAUUUAACACUGAAAAAAUUAAGGUAACCUUGGGAAAUUCUAAAACGGUCACUUUUCACUUCUGGGAUGUAGGUGGCCAGGAGAAAUUAAGGCCACUGUGGAAGUCCUAUACCAGAUGCACAGAUGGCAUUGUGUUUGUUGUGGACUCUGUUGAUGUUGAAAGAAUGGAAGAAGCCAAAACUGAACUUCAUAAAAUAACCAGGAUAUCAGAAAAUCAGGGAGUCCCUGUACUUAUAGUUGCUAACAAACAAGACCUGAGGAACUCACUGUCUCUGUCAGAAAUUGAGAAAUUGUUAGCAAUGGGUGAACUGAGCUCAUCAACUCCCUGGCAUUUGCAGCCCACCUGUGCGAUCAUAGGAGAUGGACUGAAGGAAGGACUUGAGAAACUACAUGAUAUGAUAAUUAAAAGAAGAAAAAUGUUGCGGCAACAGAAAAAGAAGAGAUGAGUGGCGAUUCUUUUUAUAUCUGUGUGGAGUAGGUUUUCUCUGGUCUGAUAUUGACAAAUGGAAGAGUGUCUACAGCCUGGUUUGCCCGCCUGCCCUCUUGGAUGCUGAUAAAGCUUUGUUUUGUUGAACAAUCAGAUGCCCAACUCUUUGCCUUGUGGAAGAUGAGUAAAUGCAGUGCUUCUUAAAAUGGUCUCUUGUCCCUACCCCCACAAAUUUUUGGUACUACCAUUCUAGGAAGCCAAGCAUGGAUAGCGAAUUGACCAGAAAACCAGAAAACAGUUGUGGAAAUUUGACCUGAAGUUAGUGAAAUAAAACUUUGAAGAGUG